This is a messenger RNA of Pectinophora gossypiella (pink bollworm), 2940 nucleotides long. Its product is annotated as probable G-protein coupled receptor 158. The transcript has 12 exons. Bases 1 to 2940 code for a protein of 979 amino acids. Gene Ontology annotation, cellular component: membrane. Gene Ontology annotation, molecular function: G protein-coupled receptor activity. Gene Ontology annotation, biological process: G protein-coupled receptor signaling pathway. The record is from RefSeq and is a predicted model, not a curated record. NCBI's taxonomy places the organism in Eukaryota, Metazoa, Arthropoda, Insecta, Lepidoptera, Gelechiidae.
AUGCCGUUCCUACCGCUCUCCGAUCGGAGCAGCUCCCCGUUCCAUUGGAUACAGGGCGGUAGGGGCAAGAGUGCACCUGUGUUCGCGCAAAGUAUCGAUAAAUCUGGAGAGGAUCCGGUGGUAUCAGCUUUAAGGCCAUAUGGAGCUCCGGAUGAUGACGGUGCCAGAGAUAAAGAGAUACUAGCAUUCCAGAAAUUGUUUGGAAAUUUCUCAGGAAGACCUACUGGGCUGCCAGUGACAAGUCCUCAGAAACAAGACAACAUCGAGGUUUCCUUGACAGACCACCUCGUCAACGUAGAGCGUAGUUAUGACAACAACGAAACCCAAAGAAUAAGCAUGGAAGACAUUAUGAGUACUGAAGUGAAAGACAAUGACACAGUGAGUGAAAAUAACGUGACAGAUACAAAACCAAGUGUUCACGAAGACGUUGUUACUAAGUUCCUUAGGUUGAUAGAGACUCAACAUUUGUUAGGAGAAAAUUGUACUGCUGGGACCGCUUUAAAUUUAGGUGAAGGUGUUGUGGAUAGAUAUGCUCAAGAACGUUUUAGGAUAGAAGCUGAUGUUGCUGUGAAUAGAGCUAACAUGUUAACUAGACUGUGGAAGUACGCCGGUCCUUCCGUAAUGCAUAAUGAAUACUUGUUACAUGCCAGUGUGUUCUCUAUGGUAGAAUUUGAUGAUGAUAUAUUCGCCGCUGGGAAUUGUUAUGAUCAAUAUCAGUAUAAGGACUACCAGUUGUUUUGUCCGUUCGCGUAUAGACUGCCUGAAGGGCUGAUUCUGGCGAAGGAUUUGGCUGUGGAGUACAAAUAUUUGAGUAACACUUCAGAGUGGUUCUACAUAGCGCGUAAGAACGCCGAGCGAGUGAUCAGAAACCACAAUCAGUUUGUUAAAGGUUACCACACAUACACGCACAACGAUACUGCGCACACGCCGCGAGAGUCCGAUGAGAUCCUGAUAGUGACAUACGAGGACGGCAAAUGGUCGAAGCCGUACUAUGACUGUGGUGGCGGCAACAUAUGGAUGCUCACUUACACCGUGCCAUUCUUCGGUUACAGCAAUGGCACUUAUUUCUUCAAGGGUACAAGUGGAAUCGACAUAGAUCUCCGUCGCGUGGAUAUCGACCAGUGCCCCUUGAAACCAGGCUCCACCCAGCUCAACAUCUUCGCUGGGACUGACAAGUGCAAGAAGAUUACCACCGAGUGUGUUCCGGUCCCCGGUCUCGGGUUCAGGCGGGGUUCCUACCGCUGUCUCUGCAAGCGAGGCUUCUACUAUCCCAACACGACGGCUGCCAAUCGCUACUACAACGGCAGCGAGAUCGAAGAGGAAUAUGAGAAGCAUUUGCUGAACCAAAAAAACGUGUACGCCACAGCUUUGGGGUUCGAAUGUCUUCCGUGUGCCGAGGGUUGUGAGGCUUGCGUGGACGGGUCACCGUGUGUGGCUGCCUUGAACUGGGUUGUACGAACCACCAUCUUCGCCUUGGCCUGUCUCGUCAUCUCCUGUCUACCCUUCAUCGUCUACUUCACCAUCAAGUACGGACAUGUCAGGGUGGUUCGAGCCGCCAGUCCAGCUCUUCUCAGGGUCAUAGUCCUCGGAGCAAUGCUGAUCUACUGCACCACCCUGGUCAUGUAUGGAAGACCAACAGUCUUCACAUGCACUGCCAGGGUCUGGCUGAGGGAGGUUGGCUUCUGUCUCACGUAUGGUGCUCUGAUGUUGAAGACAUGGAGAAUAUCCGUGAUCUUCCAAGUACGAUCAGCGAAAGCAGUGAAGAUAUCAGACAUGUAUCUGCUCCGGCGCAUAGGCAUCAUUGUGGGCGUGGCUUGCGUGCUGCUGGCCAUCAGGACGCUGGUGGCGCCACCUGCCGUCAUCGUUGGAAGAACUAAGGACGACUUAAAGGCGUACCUCUGCAAUACCGAUUGGUGGGAUCACUCAUUUACCACAUUGGAGGUGAUAUUCCUGAUGUGGGGCAUCCGUCUAUGCAUCAUGGUGCGGAAAGCCCCGUCUGAGUUCAACGAGAGCCGAUUCAUCUCCAUGGCUAUCUACAAUGAGUUCCUACUCUCUGUCUUCCUCAAUAUUUCCAUGUUGUUCCUACAGUCACCAGCGAAUCCUGAUCUUCUGUACAUUAUCUUCUUCUGCCACACACAGCUCACUGUGACGCUUCUACUGUGUUUCAUUUUUGGUAGUAAGGCAUACAUGGUGUACAAAGGGCAUGGCAAAGAUGAUAGAGAGAAGACUGGCAAGUUCAGAUCCCGUCCUGCAGAGUCUACCUACACCAUGACCACCAACAGAAGCGCCAGAUUCUGUGAUAAUAUGACAGAAAGAGAAUUAGACGAGGAGUUAAGAAAGAUCCUGAAUCAGCUUGAAAAGUUACGCGAACGUUGCGGACCUGGUCCAACAGUUCGUCGCAUCACUGCCAUGCAAGAUGCUGCCAACGUUCACGAUCGCAAGCCUGCGUCUUCAGACUCCGCCCCUCUCAAACUAAACACAGUCUUCAGCGCAGUCGCUGACAGACUCAUGUGCACAGUAACGCCUGCUGAAGAAUCAAGCAGUAGCGGCAGAGACCUCCCCUUUGAAGCCCCACCCGCCUACAAACAAAAAACUUUCAGUCCCAGUAAAAGCGUUGAAAAUAGCAAUGCAGAACAAAGUCAGACUGACGUGACAACAGCUGCAGACUCCCCCACACGAAGAACUGAGCUCAAUGAAGAGACUCAAGAAAAAGAAGACAAAAAAAAUGGUGUGUUCAAAAUUUCUGGUGAAGCAAAUUGUAGUGAUAUCAGGCCUCCCGAUGUGGCCAGUAACGGUUUUAAAAGUGAUAAGAGUGAAUUGAAAUCUAGUCCUGGUAGCACGGAGACUGUGAAAGGUGUCAGGUCAGGUCACGCCAGGACUCACGCUAUUGUUAUUAAUUUAGAUGACAAAAGUCGCUUCACCGAAGAGGUAACUGUGUAG